Messenger RNA from Saccoglossus kowalevskii, 1997 nucleotides. Its product is annotated as thrombospondin-type laminin G domain and EAR repeat-containing protein-like. NCBI's taxonomy places the organism in Eukaryota, Metazoa, Hemichordata, Enteropneusta, Harrimaniidae. Gene Ontology annotation, biological process: signal transduction. The record is from RefSeq and is a predicted model, not a curated record.
GUCGUGUCGUUUGCGACGAUGUGCAUGCAGUAACUCAAUACAAAGCGGGGUCAAGGGUCAUAUUGAGUUCUAGCGUCACCUGAUUUGCACAUGAUGGAACAACUAAAGUAGCGAACGCCCAUAUGCCAUCACCAUGCCUAUCUACCGCCCGUUUGUAGUCACUACUUUGUCCAUUAUGUGUGGCUUCACGAUGAUACGAGAUGUUGUAUCCCUGACAGAUUCAGUUUCCCUGGAGCAAUUCCAAACUAUUCAGACCUCGUCUGCAAGGAGGUCACAUAGUUACCUUGUAAAUCAGCAUCUGUACCUGGCUGUUGUCAACUACAAUACACAGUGCGACAUCUAUCGACUGAAAGGAACCCAGUUUUCUUUGGUACAACACAUCAAAGUGAACAAUGCCAAUGCUGCAAGAUUCUUCGAUGUGGACGGAGAAUAUUUCUUAGCGAUAGCCAAACUCACAGUAAAUGAAACACAAUACAACACAGUAUCCCCUGUGCUGAAGUUCAACAACAAAUCACAGCAAUUUGAGACAUUUCAAAAAUUCCCUUCGAAAGGUGCAUUCGACUGGGAAUAUUUUCACGUGUGUGCAAAUGAAGGAAGAUGCAACAUUUUCUAGUCUUGGUGAAUUCAUACGAUGGUAUAAAGUAUGCACUGAAUAGCAGUAUUUACAUCUGGAACACAACCAAGAAACAGUUCAGCCAUUUUCAGGACAUUCCCACAAAGGGGGCACACCAUGCAUCAGCUUUUGCAUGGAGAAACAAAACUUACGUCGCUUUUGCAAAUUAUGUCAGUAGCUCUGUGAUUUAUCAACUGAAUUCAAAUUCCACUGCGUUCAUUUUACUCCAAACCCUACCAAAUACAGUUUACGGUUCCUGGGCAAUCGUUCCAAUAAAUUUAAAUAGCGCCCUCUAUCUCAUCAAUGUUAUAUACCAAGCAGAUGAAAAAUAUGAAACUAAUUCGCUGAUGUUCAAGUGGACGAAUGGAUCCUUUGAAAAGACAUUAAACAUCCCCACGCAAGGGACAACCAUGAUAUGUCCUUUUCAUGCCAAAAAUGAUACCUACUUGGCCCUGUCGAAUUAUUUUGACGGUAGCACGUACAAUGUGAAAUCCAGUGUAGACCAAGUAGAGAGUAGUGCUGUGACGAGUCUGUUAAAUGUACCAACACACGGUUCAUAUCAUUGUCACAUAUUCUAUAACAGUAAUAUCACAAUGAUUAUGUUUUCCAACAGUUAUAAUGACAAGACCACUGAGCUGGACUCUGUCAUUUAUAAUGUUGUCUUUAACUAACAAGUCUAAACAACCGAUCCAAAUCCAUAACAUCAUGUACACUAUAAGUUUUUUUACAUUGUUUGGUUCAUCGUAGAUGACUGUGAGUUGUCUGUUAUUGUUGUAGUUGCACACUGUUCAUAACAUGGCAUUUCAUGUUAUAUCAUCUUUGACUAUUAUAUUAUACAAAAAACAAUUCAUAGUCAGGUCUGAGGGCUGAAUUCACUUUGUAUCAUAUACUAAAUAUCAACAUUAGACUGUAAUUUUAAAGUAAAUAUUUUUGAUAAAUUUAAUGGAUUGUCAUAUGGCAUAUUUAUAAUAAUUUUUAGUUUAACAAACUGUUUGCCAGCCCAAGUCUUUCUACUUACUUAAAGAUAACGUUUUUUUUUUAAAUGUGCACAUUAUUUAAUAGAACAUUCCCUAUCUGUGAUCUGUCAUUAAUUGACUGUGCUUCAUUAUCUGCUUUUUAAAUAAACCUAAGGUGACAUUUCAUGUCUAUAUGGACAAGAAUAUAAUAAGUAUACCAUAUUUGUUUUGUUAGUUGUGCACAUAUUUACAAUAACAGAGGUGUGUCUAUUAUCAAAAUUCAACAUAUACUGUAGAAUACUUUAUUUUCGCUCGAAAUUUAUUUUCGCUAUUUUUGCUGAAGGGAUGAUUCCGUGAAAAUAAAAUCCAGCGAAUAUACUUUUUUCCCUAUAUUUCACAUUAAACUCAUCAAAAAUCAGUGAAAAUAA